Paraphaeosphaeria sporulosa is the source of this 471-nucleotide messenger RNA. RefSeq lists its product as uncharacterized. The record is from RefSeq and is a predicted model, not a curated record. The coding region runs from base 1 to 471 and encodes 156 amino acids. The transcript has 3 exons. Lineage: Eukaryota; Fungi; Ascomycota; Dothideomycetes; Pleosporales; Didymosphaeriaceae.
AUGUAUCUCCCCAGCAUACUCGGGUCAAUCUCCACCCUUGUUGCCACAGCCCUGGCGGACCAAAAUGGCAUCUGCCUCGACCCCUUCCACUCCAGACCAAACUGGUGCGGCCACUUCACGAACUACAGCAACGCAGACCGAAUGGGAUGUCUGUAUGCCAACAAGAAGUGCGAAAACUUCGACUGGCCGUUCCCUGGCGACGAGAGGCCAGAACAAGAGAAAGGGCUCCCAGUCCGCCUGAUCGGGAGCUGGAACUGUGGCCUCUGCUUCGUCUUCGAGGAGAAGGAUUGUCAAGCCAAGCUCACGCGUAUGCUUGGGCAAAAUGAGAUACCGGAGGGCUACCCGACCGAAGUCAUACCGAUACUUGGAUACCCUAUGAUUAAUACCACCGAUUCGCUGAGCUAUUUCUGUGAGUCUCCGGGGUGGUACUUGGAGUUGAGUCAAGUCGAAUGUGAUUGGUGGGCUUCAUAA